This is a messenger RNA of Grosmannia clavigera kw1407, 597 nucleotides long. RefSeq names its product ap-3 complex subunit sigma. The transcript is spliced from 2 exons. The record is from RefSeq and is a predicted model, not a curated record. The coding region runs from base 1 to 597 and encodes 198 amino acids. Gene Ontology annotation, biological process: vesicle-mediated transport; protein transport. NCBI's taxonomy places the organism in Eukaryota, Fungi, Ascomycota, Sordariomycetes, Ophiostomatales, Ophiostomataceae. Gene Ontology annotation, cellular component: intracellular membrane-bounded organelle.
AUGAUCAACGCCUUUCUCGUCUUCAAUGGCCAGGGACAGCCGCGGCUGACCAAGUUCUACACGCAGCUGGACACGAGCAUCCAACAGCGGCUCAUCGCCGAGAUCUUUGCGCUCGUGGCCAGCCGCGCGGCCGGGUCGUGCAACUUUUUGCCGCUGCCGCCUCUGCUGGCGUCGUCCGGGUCGUCGUCCGGAUCCGGGUCCGAUCUCUCGGAUCGGCCGUCGCUCGUGACCUACCGCCACUACGCGACACUCUACUUUAUCGUCAUCUCGACGGCGACGGAGUCGCCGCUGGCGCUGAUCGACCUGAUCCAGGUGUACGUCGAGUCGCUCGACCGGCUGUUUGAGAACGUGUGCGAGCUCGAUCUCAUCUUCAACUUUGAGUCCAUGCACGCCACGCUCGGCGAGAUGAUCGUCGGCGGCGUCGUCAUCGAGACCAACCUCGACCGCAUCGUGGCCGGCGUGCGGUCGCAAGGGGCCGUGGCCAAGCGGCCGGUCAACAGCAGCACGUCCGGCCUCGGGCGUGGCGGUGGCAACGGCAACAGUAUGUCGGCGCUGGGAGCGGCGCUGGGCACCAACUUUGCAUGGCAUGGACGGUGA